Molecule: messenger RNA, 468 nt
Organism: Trichomonas vaginalis G3
Lineage: Eukaryota; Parabasalia; Trichomonadida; Trichomonadidae
Product: protein of unknown function (DUF3447)
Exons: 1
Coding region: 1-468 (155 amino acids)
Source: RefSeq, a predicted model, not a curated record
AUGAAUAACGACAAAGAAAAAUUUAUCGCAUUCACUGAAAGAGAUGAAUUUGAUGGAAAUCAAAAACUUGUCAGCAUUUUAUAUCCAUAUUCUUACGAAGGAUAUUCAUUACUUGAAUUAUGUUGUUACCAUGGAGCAGUUGAUUGUUUCAAGUUUUUAAGAACGAAAUUCAACUCAGAAAUAACUCAAAAAUGUCUAGAACUUUCAUUUUUGGGAGGAAUUCAAGAGAUUAUGAGUGAAUGUUUGAAACAUCAGAUACCAAAUAAAGCAUGCAUGGAAUAUGCAAUUAUUUCACACAACAUCGAUGUCGUUACAUUCUUGAUGAAUGAGUACAAUAUAGAGAUCAAUUUAGAAGAUUGUGGAAUUUACAAUAAUAUUGAAUCCUAUUUAGUUUAUUUCGAUCAAACCAAUGAUAUAAACAAAUGCUUUGUUUAUUCAUCGAUUUUAAAUAUUCCAUCCCUUUUGUAA